UAAUGUUCCAUUUGAGCGAUUCCUGAUCUCUUGGACGUUUUGUUAAUAUAAUAAAGAUGACUUGUUCAGAUGUUUGUCUUUCUAUGACCUGGUGUAGUUCAGCCUCGACUCCACUAGGUGUCGACGCUGUAGGCGGAAGUGAACCCUCUCGCCUUUUUUCCAGUCAGUGCUUCCAAACAGGCUGCGACGCCACAAGAAAAAUACAUUUUAAAGAGAAAUUACCAAAUCGGUGCACUUAGGCGAUGCGCACACGAACGCUCCAUGAAGCCGCAGCUGAAUGAUGCAAAAAUGCGCCCUAGCGCGACUAAACUGUCCGGGUCGGAGGCUGUCCUGGUGUUUCAAGAUGAGCUUGUUGCUGCGAUACGUGGGGCGUUUGAGGUGGCCGUGGAGAUCGCAGUGAGAGAGGUGAAAACCCUGGUAGGACAGGCAACAAGCGACAUCUAUGAAGACCUGCGACGAGAGAACGAGUCCCUCAAACAAAGGCUGCAGAAAGCGGAAGCGAUGCUGGGCUCGGAGCGCAUGGAUGAAAGAAGUGUCAAUCCCCCUCCUGCUACGAACCAGAUCUUUAAUGCCACCGACCAUACAGAUGAAUUGCCCUACCUCGCUUACAACCAGACAAAUGCAAAUCAUGAAGGGGGCAGGUGCACAGAGGUCAGAGGUGACGGUCCUCCUGCAGGGCAUCGCCUUGUCCAUCCUGAGGAUAGACACACCAGCAGAAAUAAAGAUCAGCCAUCAAGCAGUGAUGCAGCUUCAGACCCAGGGAAAGAACAAAAUAAUGGGUGCACUACAGACAUCACUGAAGAGAUUUCCCAUGCGUGUGUGGUGAAGGUAGAAGGCAUGAACCCGCUUUAUCAAGAUUUGGGAGAUGAAGAGUGUGGGUCGCCUCAGCUUCCCAACACUGACGCCAAAUCCACGUUAGAGCGAGUCACUGUAAAGCAGGAGAAGUCAGAAGAGGAGAGCAACGUGUCAUCUUGCUGCCUGGAAUCAAAAGUGGAGGAUUUUAGCCUUGAGUGCGUGUCUGCAGUGCAGUUCAAAAUGUUGGAGGAGUGGAAGACGGAAGAGGCAGACGUUCAGAGCCCAGACCCAAGCGCUCAGCUGUCAAAUGCUGGAAUGGAUCAGGCACAUCUUCCAAACUCGACCACCAGCCUCCAACCACCCCCAGAACUUCCGUCCAUCUCCUCCGACUUCCCCAACAUCUUCCAGCUGACAGACCCAGUUCCACCUUCAGAAGCCCCUCCGCAGGUUUAUGGAGUUCAUGUCCGAACAGGUCGCAACGUCAGCCACGCCCUCGCCACCCUCUACACUUGUAAAUGCUGCGGUCAGACCUUCCACCUGCCCAGCUUGCUGCGGCGCCACUACGGCCAGUGCCAGCAGAGGCUCCAGCAGCGCUGUCACCAGCCUGUGGCAGGAAGCAAGAGGACCAGGCUGCAGCUCUACCCGCCAGGCUGCAGCCCCUUCCGCUGCACAGAGUGCAACCGGGAGUUCAAUCGCAUGGAGAAUCUCAAGACCCACCUUCGCAUCCACACGGGAGAGAGGCCGUACACCUGCUCGGUCUGCUCCAAAUGUUUCCGUCACUCGGGGGCAUUAACUCGGCACUUCCGCAUCCACACCGGAGAGAAGCCUUACGUCUGUGGACAGUGUGGAAGGUCAUUUAGAAACUGUGGUGGGCUCAGGUUCCACCAGCGUUCUCACUCUAAGUAGGUACAGUAAUGUGGGACUGCACAGCGGUAACAUGUUCAGGACUUUUUAUGCAAUAUGUAAACAAUUUAUUUUAAAGCAAGGCUCACUACUUUUAAAAUUGACAAUGCAGUGUAAAAAUGAGGAAAGCACUAAACAACGUUUAAUUUUUACAGGAACACUAUCAACAUUUGUGAGGUGGAUGAGAUGUAUGUUUAUCUAACCUCUAAUCAGGUGAAAAAAAACAUGAUUUUCCUUUGAGGUGGUUUUAAAAACUACAACAGUCAAUAAAAUGAAUUAGAUUUAUCAAACAGAAGACAGUAUGUAGCUACUGUAUGAGAUCCUGGAUUUAAUUGUUUAGCAGUAGACUAUACAGGUAACUGAUGGCUCAUAAGAAAUCAACUAUAAUAAAUACAUUCCAAGUGUUAUUUUUUACUUUUAUCAUUAUUAAAGACAAUGUUUGGCUGAGA
Mugil cephalus (flathead mullet) is the source of this 2147-nucleotide messenger RNA. Its product is annotated as zinc finger protein 287-like. Gene Ontology annotation, molecular function: RNA polymerase II cis-regulatory region sequence-specific DNA binding; DNA-binding transcription factor activity. The coding region runs from base 262 to 1701 and encodes 479 amino acids. Gene Ontology annotation, biological process: regulation of transcription by RNA polymerase II. Lineage: Eukaryota; Metazoa; Chordata; Actinopteri; Mugiliformes; Mugilidae. The record is from RefSeq and is a predicted model, not a curated record. The transcript has 3 exons.